AUGGUUUGCUGUGAUUGUCCUAUCACGAAUGUUCUCAUCAUCGGAGGAAUCGCCUACUUCAUCUAUAAGAUGUUCAUACAAUCAACUCCUCGAAUUUCGUCAAAACCAGAGGUUCGCAAGAAGGAUUACAAGAAGGACACCGUCUAUUUGUAUCAGUUCCCACGUGUCAAGAAUUGCCCGAAUCUGUCUCCAUUCUGCUUGAAAAUCGAAAUUCUUUGCAGAGCAUUUGGAAUUGAUUACGAAGUAAUCAAUGUGGUCAGACAACGAUCUCGUAAUGGAACAUUGCCAUUCAUCGAACUCAAUGGAGAGCAUAUCGCUGAUUCUGAUUUGAUCGAAGUUCGCUUAAGAGAACACUUCAAGAUUCCCAGUUUGCCGCCUGCCGAGGAAGCUCAUGCCGUUGCAAUUUCUCGAAUGGCCGACAAUCACCUCUUCUACUUGGGAAUUGUCUUCAAAAUUCAAUGCGAUGAGUUUCACAAAAUGAUUAUUAAUAUGGUUGAAAUGCCGUCAUUUGUUAAGUCUGCAGUUGGUCCGUUGGUGAAGAGGAGGUUUUCAAGCAAGGUUUAUGCUCGUGCCAAGGCUGCCAUCGGUGAUUUUGAGCCACACGAAAGAGAAAUGUUGCUGAAGCGAGACCUCAAGGCAAUUGAGGACUCGAUAAAAGGCAAAUUCCUGUUUGGUGACAAAAUCGCACCAGUCGAUGCUACCGUUUUUGGACAACUCGCCAGCGUCUAUUAUCUAUUCCCAACUCGUUUUUCUGAAAUUUUGGAUGGAGAGUUCCCAAAAAUCGUUGAGUACAUGGAUCGUGUGAAGAACGAAAUCUACCCUAAUGACUUUAUUUCUGAAUAA
Caenorhabditis bovis is the source of this 843-nucleotide messenger RNA. NCBI's taxonomy places the organism in Eukaryota, Metazoa, Nematoda, Chromadorea, Rhabditida, Rhabditidae. The record is from the annotation of a GenBank genome assembly.